GGCUUUUUGUUUUGGAAACACGAGGAAGCGCCUCCAGUGAGCGUGAAGGUGGAGGGAAACGGCGGGAAAAGGCUCUCCCCCGCCCUCCCCGUUGCCGUGGAAACGGACCAACGCACAAAACAAGCGCGCGGGCGCUUUUAAACCUCUCGGGGUUUCUCUGCGGAAGGGAGCGUGCGCAGGCGCGCGAGGCAACAGGGCGUGGCUGAACUAAGGGAGAGUUGAAAAGGGACGCCAUAGAGACAGCCUCCCUCUCCCGUCCUAGAGCGACCGGUGGGAUUUUUAAAGUUCCGCUUCCGUCGCCGGACCGCUUCCGGCCCUGCUUCCUGGAUUGGGCGCGAUGGAGUCGGUGCUCAGCGAAGUGGUGGCGCUGGAGGAUCUGCAGGUGAGUCGGAGCCUUAUUUAACAGCAGGAGGAGCGCGCGGGUUUUGUGUGUGUGUCUCCCUCUUCUCCUGGCUCUGGUCGCGGGCCGCGAGAUUUAAGUGGAGCCUCCAGGUCCACCUUGGGCCACUGAGUGUGGGCGGUGCCUUUGAGUUUCGUGGGGUCAGCUGGGCUUGGACGGGCCUUUUGGCCCAGCAUGGCCGCCCUUUGCUCUCCGUCCUGGUCGCUUCGUUCUCCCUCGCCGCGCGCUCUUCUCCGCCGGCCUAAUUUUGGGUGGUUCUUCCUUUUUUAAAAAUGCACCCUCCUGUAGCCUUUUACAUUUGUGCUGUGGGUCUGAAGAUGAGGUGGAGCCGGAGCUUCCUCUCCUCCAACGAAAAUGCUUCAUGGUGGUGGUGGUGGUGGUGGUGUUUAGGCGUUUAGUCGUGUCCGACUCUUCGUGACCCCAUGGACCAGAGCACGCCAGGCACUCCUGUCUUCCACUGCCUCCCGCAGUUUGGUCAAACUCAUGUUUGUAGCUUCGAGAACACUGUCCAACCAUCUCGUCCUCUGUCGUCCCCUUCUCCUUGUGCCCUCCAUCUUUCCCAGCAUCAGGGUCUUUUCCAGGGAGUCUUCUCUUCUCAUGAGGUAGCCAAAGUAUUGGAGCCUCAGCUUCAGGAUGCUUCAUGGUAGCGACUAGGAAGAGGCAUCACUCUCCUCCGCUGAAGUGCUGGGCAGCCACUCCAUAUGGAGAAGGGAAGUGUUGGGAGUGACUUGAGUGAAUUCAAGUGAGGGAAAGUACAAAGCACCCCCUAUCUUCCUCAAGACGCUUUUGCCUGGCUUAUAUGUAGCAUUAAACUAUGAGGCUGUAAUAAUGCUUCUUUCUUCUCUGGAUGGAGGCUGGAGAGUGAGUAGCUUUUAUAUGGCUAAAAUGUAGCUAAUGUGAAACCUGGCCCCACGCAUCACUGGAAUGUGGCCCUUGGAAGAUUGCCUACAAUGCAAUUUGGCCCUCUGGCUGGAAAAGGUGUUAUCCUCUCAGCACACACACACACACGGACUCUCUCUAUUAAUUUAGUGUGAUAUGCAGCUAAGCCAUGAUCAGAGUAGCACUACUCUGGCUUAGCUGGAUGCUACUGUUUAUGAUUAUGAAUAUUAGCUACAAACUGGAUUUUAAAUUAUGUAGGUAAAUUAAUUUAGUUAGCUACUUAUGCUAUACAUAGACUUGUAUGUUCUCCAUAUGUUUUGCUCUCCUCUGCUCCCUCAUCAAGGUGUCAGAGGGAGCUCAAGAAACAAAUGGGCUGGUUUCUCCUGUUUCCCUGUGAUCGGUCAUUCCACCCCCACCCUCCCGUACACAUUGAGGCAGUUUCAUGGCAGUGACUUUUUCUGUUCUCCAGUUAGGAUGUCUGGACAGCUGGGUUUGCUGACAGCUGAGGUAUAUACUGUAUACGGGGUUUGAAAUUAGCAGGGCGCCAGGCACAUUUCGCGCCUAAAGGUUCUCCAUUUGCGAGCACCUCAAAAUGUCUGGGUGCCAUUUUUUGCGCCUGGCUGACACUCAAGGAUUACUGGAAUGUAUGUGCUUUGAAGCCUUGAAGUAUAUGUUAAGGAUAGACAAUACGUUAAGGAGUUUAACAAUAAAGAGUAGCAUGUUUUGAAAACUGAAGUUUGGUACCAAUAUUUUUAUUGUAAACACCAAAUUAAACCUGUAUUAACAAAUUCUGUUUAAAAUGUGAUAUUAACAAUGUGUCACUUAUGUGAAUUGUGUAUUAGUUCAUGCUUAUCAAAAUAAUAAAAAGUAUUAUCAGUAAGUAUUGAUCUGAUGUGUAGAGAUCUUUCCUAUUCUGCUUAAUUCAAAAGGGUUCUGGAAGCUUCUCUGUGUGAAAGAAACAAGCAGAAGGUUCAUGAUGUACAGCUGGCUUAAACUGGUUCUGUUAUCUCUUCUGUCAAGGUCAUGCUGACUAUAAAAGUAGGGGCAGAAGGAGCCGGGGUUUCACUUUCUCUUUCUAUCUCUUUUCCUUCUGGUCUGGUGUUUUAUAUGCAGUUGUACCUUGGAUCUCAAAUGCCUUGGCUCCCGAACAAAUCGGCUCCCAAACUAUCAAAACCUGAAAGCGAGUGUUCCGGUUUUUGAACGAUUUUUCGGAAGCCGAAUGCCUGGCGCGGCUUCUGGAACGCAUUCUGUUCGAGAACCAAGGUACCACUGUAUAGUUUUUAGACUUACUAUAAGUUGCUGUAAGCUUAAGUUAAAUCUGCUGUAACUGGAUUUCUUAUGGACAGUGCCAAUCCUGAAUGUAUUGGAUUUAUAACCAUUAUGCUCAUUUGUCUUCAAUAGCAGUAAAGCUCUGCUGGAUGAAAUACAACUGCCUCUGGUCUAUUUUUGGGGAAUCCUACAACGUAUUUAAGUUUUUACUCUGCUAACUAUAAAUUGGAAUCUGCUCUGGAUUGAGUAGAAUUUCAUGACAAGGUGUCCUCCAGAUGUUGCUGAAAUACAGCUCCCAUCAUUCCUGAUCACUGGUCAUGCUGGCUGGGGCUGACAGGAGUCACAGUUCUGGGGGAACAUUGGUUUCCCAUUCCUCUUCUUACACAAAUACAGCAUCCUAGAAGGUGCCCUGUGCUUUCCCCCACAGUUCUGUAUUGCAGAGAGUGUUUGGCAAUGGAGCUAAAGAUGGGAGCAGUGCAUGCAUACACCCACAUCCAUGAUAAAGAAGAAGAGGUGGUUUCUUAGAUGUGUAAGAUCAAGUAAUUGAAGCCUCGUGGUUAUAGAAGGCAGCAUGUUAACAGCCUAUAAUCAAAUGAUUCAGAUCUCUAAAGGGCUGUCACAUGGACGAUGGAGCAAGCUUGUUUUCUCCUUCUCCAGAGGGUAGGACCCAAACCAAAGGAUUCAAGUUACAAGAAAGGAGAUUCUGACUAAGCAUAAGGAAGAACUUUCUGACUGUAAGGCAGGCAUAGGCAAACUCGGCCCUCCAGAUAUUUUGGGACUACAACUCCCAUCAUCCCUAGCUAACAAGACCAGUGGUCAGGGAUGAUAGGAAUUGUUGUUCCAAAACAUCUGGAGGGCCGUGUUUGCUUAUGCCUGCUGUAAGGGCUCUUUGACAGAGGACACAACUCCCUCAGGAGGUGGUGGACUCUCCUUCCUUGGAAGUUUUAAAACAGAGGUUGGAUGGGACAUCUAUCAAGGAAGCUUAGUUGAAAUUCUUGUAUUGCAGGGGGUUGGACUAAAUGACCCUUGGGGUCCAGUCCAACUCUACAAUUCUGUGAUUUAUUUGUGAGGAAGUAACUGGCAUAAGGGAUGCGGGUGGCGCUGUGGGUAAAACCUCAGCACCUAGGACUUGCUGAUCGCAUGGUCGGCGGUUCGAAUCCCCGUGGCGGGGUGCGCUCCCGUCGUUCGGUCCCAGCGCCUGCCAACCUAGCAGUUCGAAAGCACCCCCGGGUGCAAGUAGAUAAAUAGGGACCGCUUACCAGCGGGAAGGUAAACGGCGUUCAGUGUGCUGCGCUGGCUCGCCAGAUGCAGCUUGUCACGCUGGCCAUGUGACCCGGAAGUGUCUGCGGACAGCGCUGGCUCCCGGCCUAUAGAGUGAGAUGAGCGCACAACCCUAGAGUCUGUCAAGACUGGCCCGUACGGGCAGGGGUACCUUUACCUUUACCUAACUGGCAUAAGAAGUGAAGCAAAUCCACUAGGGGGCAUCAAAUCACUUCCAAUAGCUCUUGAGCGCUUAACUGCCCAAGCCUAAAUGUGUACACUUAUUCAUGGAUAUUGUUGAAUUCAGUGUAGGUUUCAUUCCAGUAGGUACAUUUAGAGUUGUAGCCUUAUUUGUUCCAGAGGAGAGCACUGAUUCAGUGACAUUUUUUCCGACAAUGCAGCUGCUGUUUUUGCAGUCUCUGAGCAGCAGCAGCUUGGCUUUAAAGAAUUGGUGCUUUGUUUGAUCCUACGUGUUGCAUUUACAUUGAAUGUGCUAACUUAGGAAAGAAGAUACCAUAGGUUUCUAUGGCUGUGUGCAGUUGGAAUUGGGCAUUCAGGGUCAAUUGAGUCACUAAGGAGGAAAGGUACGGAACAAUAAGGAAUUUCCAGGAUGUCUGUAUUAGCGCCAUCAACUUUCUUGUGAAUGGCUACUCUUAAUAACAUAAUUAUCAGCCUUGUAAUUAUUCUGCGUUUCAUUCCUCUCUGACCUCAGUGAUGAUAAUACCUUGCCCCGUCUAUUAACCUUAAGUACACCUGUAACCUAGGAUGACAUUUCAUACAUCUGAUGAAAUGGACGAAAGCUUACACUGUAAUAAAUUUGUUAGCCUUCCAGGUGGCACAAGAUGCUUUGUUAGUUGCAGCCAAGCUACCCCUCUGGAAAUGGGAAAAUCGCAUGGCAUGUAUGUCUUACACAAUGACAAACAAUCAGGGUGUAUUUUAAGUGACCAUGAAUAAGGGCUGGUUUUUCAAAUUGGAGACUUGAAUUGUGGUUUUGGUGUUCUCAUUCAUAUAUGGUUACUCCACAACAAUACAUGCUAAUGUUUUGUCAUAAUGACCAAUAUCGGCUUGCAAUGACCUAUGCUAGUUCCCCUGGGAGUAGAAAUACUGGCAUGGUGAGGUACCAACACAGCUUUCUAUAGUGCACAGGAAUGCAGUCUAAAACUAGUUUCCUUUUGUAUUGCAGAAUCUAUCUGCAUUUAAGGGAGCAAUUGUGAAAUUAAGCACUUUUUCCUGGCACAGUGUUUAUAGCUGUAAGGCGCUUACCCAAAUCAGAAGCAGGAGCUGGUGGAUACAGGACAGAGAGAUGCAUCUCCAUGACUUGGAAGGCAAAUCUUACUAUUGUUUAUUGUUCAAACCAUGAAUAUUUAGACUCCUUGCCUUUUGGGUGUGUGACAGCGAAUUAUUGUAUUUCCAUGCCAGUUUCCAUUAACCUGGAUCCCAAAGUAGCUUUCAUACAAUCAAUUACCGCAAUAAACAUUACAGUAGAACAUCACACUUAAUAUAACAGAACAUCAAAAUUGCAAUGCUUGGACUUUUGGGAGCUGCGCCUGUCAAGUCAUACAAUACUGUCAAGGAAUCUACAGUUCAGUUUGGUGUCCCAUGGUAUCUUGAGAGUUAUGUGCUCCCGAGCCCUGCUUUAACAUCUGAACUGUGUUGAUGUGUUUAAGAGUAGGGGGGGAAGCAUGGAUUCAUUUGAGUAGCUGUGGGAAUACUUAAUAUAGCAAACCUCUUAAUAAUAAUAAAAUCCCCCUCCCUGAAAUUUACUCACUAUGGUGUGACCUGUGGUUACUGCUGAGGGCUAGUGGAGAAGGAUCCAAGAUACUUUGUUGGUUGUGACCAGGGCAUGUGUGCUUCUCUCGAAACAUAGCCCAGUUUUAAAAGGAAACCUCCAUUUAAUACAGAGGCCUGCCUCUUAAAACGCCAGUGCCUGAUCUGUGCGUGCAUCUGACUGAUGUGGCUGAAUCUUGAGGGGCAGGAGUGGGCAGUGCAAUUUCAGACUGUAGAUGGAUGGGUGUCAUUUUUAAAGAAAUGUUCCUUGCAUUAAUCCAGUCGCCCUGGAGGUCGUAGAGCUAGUAGCCUGUGAGCUAAUUAGGCCUGGAAUGCUGUUCCUGGCCCCCCCAAACCCCCACCCACCUGUUGUCAUCUGGUGGGCAGGUGUAGGGUUGCCAUAUUUCAAAAAGUGAAAAUCCGGACACAAAAAUCUCAAACAGAAAGAGAGCUAUUUUUAAGGAAAUUUGCAAAAAGUCUACACUUCCAACAUGGGUUGCCAUACGUCCGGAUUUUUCCAGACGUUUCAGCGAUUUCCUCCCGGACACACUUUCCGAUGGCCCAAUACUGUCUAUGUCUGGGAAAUUCCAGACAUAUGGCAACCCUAGGCAGGUGGACAUGCCUUAAAUUUUACCCUUGGCAAGGGACGCUUGCUGUUGGCGAUGACCGCAGAUCUGCAGCGAUCAGUUCCCUGUGAGGAGUGCCAUGGCAUAGGCAAUGCCUAAAGGUGGAGGGAUGCCAUUUUAAAAAUGCUCCCCAGGUGGUAGUAUAUCCUUUUCCUUGUAGGAAGCUUCUGUUGGGGGUAAUUCCCCCCCCCAAGCUUCUCCCUGAAGAUAACGCUUCAGGUGGACUCCAGUCUGCAGAACCUUGUGCAAUAAUAAAUUGGUGGGGGUUGGUACUGGUGGGAGAACUAGCUCAGCCUCAGAGUAUUUAUUUUGGAGGUCCUCCUCAAACUGCAGGGACUAACUUGCCUUCUUCACUGCUGCUGGGUUCCAGGCACUGUCAUCCUAUCUAUUGCCAAGAUCCUCCAUGGAGCCUACAGCAGACUCCGUGAGAAUUUUGGCUUCUCAAGUUAAUCAUUUCGUAAUGGGGGGAAAACAUGACUUAAAUUGGUGUGCCUUUCCAUUGACUUUUCUCUCUCUCUUUCUCCCCCCCCCCUUUGGUGGUUUCAAUCAAUGGUUUUUACCCUGUUUGGAUUUAAUUCAGUCCACAUACUACCAAGGGGGCCUCGGCUCUACCAUCACACCCUGCAAGCUGGGUGGGAUCAGUGACCCUUCACCAGAUGCUGCUGAGCCCCAUCUCUCCUUAGUCCCAGCCAGCUUGGCCCAGUGGGAAAUUGGAGACUCCAGCAAUGUCUUGAGAGCUACGGAUUCCCCACCCAAAAGUGAACUGGCAGCAGGUUCCAUGCAUUGCCUCUGGGCUUGCAAGUGGAAGGGCGGUUUGCCUAGUUGCUGACUCCUUUCUGCCAGCUCCCACCCCAUAUAGGACAAGGUGCUCUUCAGGUCUUCUCUUGGCCUCCUUUGGGUGUUUUCAGGCUUUUGAGCAGUGGUGUUGCAACCAGAGUGUUGUUUAAACAGUUCUGUUUCCUUUCCGAUGAAAUUAAAAAGGGCACUUUUAUGGCAGGUGACGUUCCUCUCCUUGAGCGGCUGUUUUUAGUAAACGCGGUUUUUUGAGCAGGCUUCUGAGAAGUCAUGCAGCUACUUGGACAGAUAUUUGGCUGGUGUUAGCCAUCACUUCAAACCUCUUUACACCACUGCCCCGCUGAAGGUCACAUUGUUUUCAUCAUGGGAGUGGAUGAUCUCUAUAUUUCUUUAUAUUAAUUUUACUGAAUAGCUGGUAAAAGUACCCAUAAAGUAUCAGGGUGGUGUGCAGCAGUAUGAAAAUGUAAAAAAAACCCCACAAUUAAUAGUAGUACGGAACAAUCAUUAAAAUGACUGGCUACCCAAUAAAAUUGUAAACAACUGCAUGGCCCUGUUUAAACAGGGUGGGGGUGCCUUAUCAUGAAUGGGAAGAUUGGUCCUCCAAGCUCAGUGCUGUCUGCACAGACUGCCAGCGACUCUUCAGGUUUUCCAACAGGGAGUGUGUCUCAGCCCAACCUAGGGAUGUUGGGAAUCGAACCCAAGACCUUCAGCCCGCAAAGCAGGCACUCUGCCACUGAGCUACAGCCCUUUCCCCUGCACGUUCCCUUCUGAGCCCUUCCAUGAAAUGGGGUUUGAAUGGUUUGUGUGCCUGCGGAACAAAGAGCCCCCUCUGACUUUCCAGCACUAAACAGCCUGGCAGCCUUGGGUGGCAGUUGGUGCGACCUGCCCAGACCAAAUCCAUUGAUGGGAGACAAAAAGACCAGUGUCUGGUUUCGGAGGUGCUUGUUGUUCUCUUCUUGUUUUUUCGAUGCUUGCGUAAGGCUUCAUAGAAGAUCCGGCUGCUAAGCCAGGGUCACCGGUUCCUGUUGGAGCAAUUCCGCAUCUGGGAAUCAUCUGUCCUUACUAGGUACUCAAUGCUUUAAAAUAAUAAUAAAUCUCCCAACUGGUAGAGCUGAAUUCUCUAACCUUUGUCGAAAUUUAUGUGCUUGUACAUCAUUCCUCUUACAUAAUUGGUUCUGCACCUGUCCCUUUCUAUUUCUGAAGUUCGGUGGUGAGUAGCCGAGAUGGUACCAUCCACGCACAAAUACAAAAAAAUAUUUAGGGUGAUGGGUUUUUUUUUGAAAAGCUGGAAAAGGAAACUCUUGGAUCUGCCAACCACAGACAAGUGGCCCAAUGGAAGCAGCUCUACCAUAGGCCAGAGCAGCAUUCAUAACUCCCAUUGUUCUAGGUGCCUUUUGCAGGGGAAGGAAGAAGAGAAGAAGAAGAAGAGUUUGGAUUUGAUAUCCCGCCUUUCACUCCCUUUAAGGAGUCUCAAAGCGGCUAACAUUCUCCUUUCCCUUCCUCCCCCACAACAAACACUCUGUGAGGUGAGUGGGGCUGAGAGACUUCAAGGAAGUGUGACUGGCCCAAGGUCACCCGGCAGCUGCAUGUGGAGGAGCGGAGACGCGAACCCGGUUCCCCAGAUUACAAGACUACUGCUCUCAACCACUACACCACACUGGCUGACUAGACCAUGUGAAAAAUAAACAUAAUAUAUUAGCUGCAGUUCAUUCAUUUUCAGCUGUGUAUUCUUGUUAUAAAAAAGCGUGUCUAGACAGUCCAUUGUUGCACCCAUAACCUAGGUUUAAGGUGCCAUUUAGCUCCUAGCUUUCAUAUCUCGGCUUCUAACACUGGGCCAGAGUCCCUUGUCACUCCUUCAUGAUCUAUAGGCCUGCUACCUGCCCUCUGGUGGCCUACUGUGGCCAAGAUCGUGUCAGCUUGACCCCUGCUGACGUAUUGUUCUCAGGAAAAACCUGUGAAUUGGGUGGGCGAAGUGGGGCAGAAAGGCACAUUUUGCCUUUCCUGGGAGACUGGUGUCAGCUUAACCAUCCCUCUCUUCUUUUCCACAGAGAUUUGAGAAGAAGUACAAUGCUGAGGUGAGCUCAGGCAAUGUCUCCAAAGGGACCACAUUUGAGUACGCCUGGUGCCUGGUCCGCAGCAAAUACAACGAGGACAUCAAGAAGGGCGUUGUACUCCUGGAAGGUGAGCAGUAGAUCAAUAGACUAGAACAUCCACCGAGCCACCUCCUUGAUUUCUCUUGCCAAGCAAGACAUCCAUUAAGCUAAUCGUAAAGCAGUGGUUGAAACACCCACCCCAUUUUGAUUUGAUUGAUUGAUUUGAGCUCCACAGUGUGUCCUUUUUGUACACUCUUGUUGGUUAUUUUGUAGUUUUUAUUACAAACAUCCCAGUACUUGAAACUAGCCAGGCACAUUUUGUACCUGGCUAUCGACUGCUUGCAACCAAGUGAAGAAGCCUGAAUGGUGGCUGACAUCUCCACCAUCUGGAGGUGCAUGCCUGGGGAUCCUUGGAUCUUGAUUGUUUUCACACGCUAAUGCCACACCCUAUCUGUUACAUUUUAUUUGCGCAAUCGGAACCAAUUUCAGGAACCAAAAUGCUUUUUCUGUGCAGCCUGAGCAGGAGCAGUUGCAACGUUAUGGUUAAUUGUUGUCGUUUGUCUUCACUUUCCCCAUCCCACUGCCCUGGUCACAGUUGUGAAGAAUAUUUCUACGUUAUGAAUGGUUUGUGUCACCAUGAAGAAAAACAGGUAGGGAUGGGCCAGUAUAUAUGUGGACUGUCCCUGGAUCAAGUGACUUUUCUUCUUUAAGUCCUCCAAGUUCUUAACCUAGCUCAAGGUUGUCAUUGGAACUAGCCUGAUGUUUCAGUGAAACUCAGUCACAGUCAGUCUGACAUUUGCAGAAGAAGACCUUAGAGCCGUCUUAAUCCAUAAAGCGGGUGGCACUGUGGUCUAAACCACUGAGCCUCUUGGGCUUGCCAAUCAGAAGGUUGGUGGUUCGAAUCCCCAUGACGGAGUGAGCUCCCAUUGCUCGGUCCCAGCUCCUGUCAUCCUAGCAGUUCAAAAGCAUGUCGGAAAGUGCAAGCAGAUAAAUAGGUACCUCUCUGUUCUGGUUUCAGAAGCGGCUUAGUCAUGCUGGCCACAUGAUCCAGAAAAACUGUCUGCAAACAAACGCCGGCUCCCUCGGCCUGUAAAGUGAGAUGAGCACUGCAACCCCAGAGUCGUCUGUAACUGGACUUAACUGUCAGGGGUCCUUUACCUUUACCUUUUACCCCAAAAUGGCAACUAGGCAUUCCAUUUUGGCAUCUACAACCUCGGUUUAAAGAUCCAUUUGGCCCCUAGCUUAUAUACAGUGGUACCUUGGUUUACGAACUUAAUCUGUUCCGGAAGUAUGUUCUUAAACCAAAACCUUUCUUAAACUGAGGCGUGCUUUCCCUAACGAGGCCUCCCGCUGCUGGUACCCUUCCACCGUUCGGAUUCUGUUUUUAGACCGAGGUGAAGUUCUCAAACCAAGACACUAUUUCCAGUUUUGCGGAGUUUGUAAACCAAGGUACCACUGUAUCUGAGUUUCUCACACUGCAACCUCUCCACCUGCAAGCACUUGCUCUAAUAAGAGCCUUACUAGAUUGGACUGAAAGUGUUUCUAGUCCGGCAUUCUUCCGCCCGGCCCCACGGCCAAUCAUAUGGCCUCCAGCAAGCCCACAGGCAGGGCGUGACUAGCCCUUCUCCCCCAGCACCUGGUAUUCAGCAGCACACUGUCUCUGAACGUGGAAGUUCAUCUACCAAACAUGGCUGAGAUUUGCAGAACCCUCUUUCACAGCCGCCUGAACCCACCACCACAUGAACUGGCAAAGAGGUCCACGUGCCAAUUAUGCUUUCUGCGAAUAAGUACGUUUUUCUGCGUGGUUUGCCCUGAAUCUGCUGCCAGUCAAUUAAUUGAGCAGCUCCCACGUUCUGCCAUAAUCGGUUGGGGAGGGGAGAAAAAAAACUCAUUUCUCCGCACCAUAAACUUCCGCUAUGAGUUCCCCCCCCCACCUCCCUUGGAGUAUCAAAGGAUCUUCUGCACUGUGGGGAGAGAAAACCUUUUGUGUGUACGUGGCAGUGGGUGAGAUGCCUCCUGUCCUUCCGCCUCUGCCACAUCCUCCCCCUUCUUUUUUUUGUGUGUGCAUCUGUCCCAUUCCUGUCUUUUCAUCGGUCGGGCGUGACCUCCUUGGCACAGUGUCCUUGCUCUCCUUGCACGGCAGCUCCCCGUACACUCUCUUGACCUUCGGCUUGCCAAAGUCCAGGCGCCAUGGUGUCGUUUGGGAUUCGGUUGUCAGGAAUCCAGGUGGGGUUACUCUAGUUCCAAGUUCAGAUUUUUGUGUUUUGUGUCUGUAUGUGUCGUGAGCUGUAGGAGGCAGGUAAAAUGGAGAAACCCUCAGACCCAUCUCUCUCUAAACAGAUCUAGGUAAAUGUUACACUCUUGACCCUUUUAUUUUCAGAGCUGCUGCCCAAAGGGAACAAAGAGGAGCAGCGUGAUUAUGUCUUUUACCUCUCGGUGGCCAAUUACCGGCUGAAGGUAAGUCUCUGCUGGUGGCCCUGCCUGCUUCCUUUGGUUUGGACCUGCUUAUAUUUGUACCUCUGUUGUUCAGGCGAGAUGGGAUCCUGAUGAGGCUUAUAGUUAAAAUCCACGAAAAGUUUAACUUUUUUUCCUCUAAAUUAAUUUCCUCUAAAGCAGCAGCUGGGUCACCUCUACCUCUCGGGCCUUAUUAGGCCUACCAAGCCUGUCUAUUUGUGCUGCGAGACUGUUCAGGGAACCCACCCACCCUAUAGUGUACGUGAUGUCAGGUGUAGGUCAGGGAAAGAACAGGUUGAAAUGGGGUCUGCUGGGCCCACUGAUCUGUGAAAAGUCUCGUGCACAGUGCUUUGUGAACCCUGAUGAUCAGCCAGUUGUUGGCACUUGCAAAGCCCAUGGGAGCAGUGUGGUGUAGUGGUUAGAGUCAUAGUAGGACCAUGGUGGUUGCUGUGGGGAUUGCCUUGCAGGGGGUUGGACUAGAUGGCCCUUGUGUUUCCCUUGCGAGUUUACAAUUCUAUGAAAGGAGGAGGCAGGAGAAUCAUGUAAGCCACAUUGAGCUGCAUGGAGAAAACGGUGGGAUAUAUACCGGUUUAUAAAUGCAAUAAAUAAACAAUAAUAAAUGUUUUGAUUCCAAGUCAUGUAGGCAAAAAAAGGGAUGAAAAAUGAGUAAGACUUUCACUUGAGAGCUGCUGCCAGUCGAUGCAAACUAUACUAAGCUAGAUGACCCAAUGGUCUGACUCGAUAUGUUCCUGGUGUCAUUGUGGUGCCAGGUGAUUGACAGAUAGACUUGCCCACCUGUUGAGCUUGGCCUCUGUGCAGGGGGUGGGGAGGUGAUGAUCUGCUCAAAUCCAGCGCUCCACCUCUGCUCUGGAGGAGAACAUCUGACAUCGAGUCAGUGGGACAGAGGCAAAGAGGGAAGGAAGGUCAAGAUCCGUUCUUCCUUUCUUCAAAGUGGUGUCAAGCAAGUGAGUUCUUCUUCCUCAUUACCUCUCCCAGCUUCUGCCCCUUUCUCCCAAACUGGAACUGAUUUGGCCCAGGGCUGCUAGUUGCUGAUCCCUCACUUGGACAGUAUCCACAGGGGCUAGCUCCACAGAACGCCCUGCAUAGCAUUUGUUUGUAUCCUCAGGGCUCCGAUGAAUGAAUAUAUAGAAGAGCAGCAGUUGGCACUCAAGAGGAUUCAAUCAGGCAACAGAAAGUUGGAGGCUGCAUUAAGUCUUCCCCUGUUCCAUCCUCUGUCCCCAAAUCUGACUUAAGGAAAGCUGAGCUUCUGUUUUUCACCCACUUCCUCCUUACACAGAUUGGAAAACUUCAAAAUGUUUUGCAUCCUGCAGAUUUUUGCAGAUAGGCAACAGAUGUGUUUUCUGCCUGGGUUGCCAAAUGGCGAGCGGGGGAUAGAUCCUCAGUCAGUGUUUGAGACUUUGCCUAUCUUUCACGCUCGCUUCCCCCACCAUGCAAGGGAGACGUUAACUCUCCUCUCCAGGGUGAAAGUCCUGCGUUUCCCGUUACCUCAGGCCCUUUCUUAUCUCUGGCAGCUAAUCCCAACUCCAUAAACCUUGUCAAAACCAGGGUGGUGCCCACAUGUAUCAGUCUCAGCCGGGCCUUUUAUCGGUGCGCUUUUAUAGACUGCGAGAGCAGCAGAUCAUAACCCUCUUCAGUCAUGGGGCAUGUGUGUGGAGGCAACGGCGCGAGAUAAGCAGGAGCUUGGGCCCAAAGGGAAGGAGCGGUGCAAAACACAGCCGAUCUUAACUGUGCAAUCCUGCGCAAGGGAGUUCUAUUGCUUGUAGUGGGUCUCACAUUGUCUGGGGUUGCAGCCCUGAGAGUGUCAGUGCAAAUGAUGGCAAGCUGCAGUUGAUUGCUGGGGUCUGGGUUGUGCUACCGGGAAAGUGUUAGGCUUGCAGCCAAGAAAUCCAGGGCAGUAUCCAGCAAAGUAGCUGUGCAACGGAAUUUCCCCAAAUCUCUUCAUGCAUCCUCCAUUCUGCUCUGGGACUCCCCAAUCCUGCAGAGCAGUUGGGGGCACAUGGGGAGAGGGAGUUCCAUUGAGCAGCCAUGCACCAGCAGAACACCUUGGUGGGAUUCUGCCCUGAAUCCCCCCCCCUUCAAAUCCUGUCCUUCUCAAAACUUGUGGCAGGGGCAGGGAGCCUCAGGCCCAAGUGUGGCCCUCCAGGCCUCUCUGUCUGGCCCUUGGGAUGCUCCCUAGCCACACCCCUUACUCGCUGUGCAUCAACACCACCCUAAGUGUUUUUUGUCUGGCAGUAAAGUGUCUUUUAAUCAUGCCUCCUGCAAGUGUGCAUAUAGAAACUAGCCUACUCUACAAAGGUGGUGUUUGUUGCUCCACCCACCUCUGGCAUGUGGACUUCAGAAGGUUGCUCAAGCAGCCACCGCUCUCCCCAUCCACCUCUCUGUGGGGUUUGCAUCUCCUGUGCAGGUUAAACUCCUUGCCUUGAGCUAAAAGGGGGAAUGGGAGAGCUUAACGUCCUGAGGCAGGAGACUUUUGAACUGUCCCUGUUUCCCCUGUAGAGGAAUUCUCUCUCCUUAAUAAGAACUGCCUUAGCAUCCUGCCCUCAGCAGUGGUCAUCCAGAUGACCUCCUGGAAGCUUGAGAAUCAGACUGUUGCCUGUUGUUUGUCCCUGUUUUCCGGUCCUCGGAGGCAUCCUACCUUUUGAAUGUGGAGGUUUCAUUGAGCUGUUGUUGCUAAUGGACUUCAUUUCUUGGGGUGUUUGAAACCCACUUCAGCAGCCCUUACAUACCGUAUAUACUCGAGUAUAAGCCUGCCCGAAUAUAAGCCGAGGCACCUAAUUUUAGCACAAAAAACUAGGAAAACUUAUUGAAUCGAGUGUAAGCCGAUUCACCACCUCACAAACCUGGUGGUGGCAGCAGCAGUGGAGGAAGAACAAGCAGUCCAAAAGGGCUCCUUUCGGGCUGCUCGUCCCUCCGCCAUCGCUUCUGCUGCUGCCUGCAUUUGCGAGAGGCAGGUGGCAGCAGCAGGACCAGCGGCGAGAAAGGGCUCCUUUCGGGCCACUCGUCCCUCUGCCACUGCUGCCUGCCUCACUCGAGUAUAAGUCAAGGGGGGCUUUUUCAGCAUAAAAAAUGUGCUGAAAAAGUCGGCUUAUACUCGAGUAUAUACGGUAGGUUAGCUAGGGUGCUCUGUGUCUAGUCUGACCGCAGCCAUGGUCCACAUUGUUGGGUAACCCUAGUUCUAAGUGUACAUAGCUCCUUUCCCCACCUUCCUUGACUGUCCCCAAGCCUCCAUCCAGCUCAUCACUUUCUUUUUCCAAAGCUAGAACUCCCCACUUACUGAUUCCCUCCAUUUCACUCCAUCUGUGGUGGGCAACAGGGUACUGCGCAUGAUGUCCCCAGACACAGGUGCAUUAACGCUCUUCUCUCUUUCUCGUAGGAAUAUGAGAAAGCUCUGAAGUACAUCCGGGGGUUGCUGAAGACGGAGCCAAGCAACACACAAGCCAUGGAGCUGGAGAAGCUCAUCAAGAGGGCCAUGCAGAAAGGUUAGGGGGGCAGGUGUGGGGAGCGCAACCCUUUCCCUCCCACCUUUUAAGACUCUGUUCAAACACAGUAAUUCUGAUCCCAGUAAACCAUGGUUGGGGCAUUUCUCACAAACCAAGUGAUGACUCCACAUAGGAAACUGAGGCCUGUGUCAGUCCGCUUAGCUCAGGGCACUGACUGGCAGCAGCUCUCCAGGGUUUCAGGAAGGGAAUCUUUCCCAGCCGUAGCUGGAGAUGCCGGGUCUUGAACCCCGAGAUGUUUCUUCACGCAAGGUUUGUGGGGAUCACCCAAAACAGUUUCUCAGUUUGGAAGCAAUGGGGGAAAUGUGGUUUAACAAACCGUGGGGGCCUUUUGUUUUUCAAGUGUGUAGGAAUGGGGAGAGCCCAGGGACGCUCUUCGUAACUCCUUGCCCAACAAACCAUCGUGCUUUGGACAUGUAAACUAAGCUGAUGCGUUCAGAGAGCAGAAUGCAUUAAAACACCCAACCAUCUUUGAGCGCCUUUUACGAAAUGCCUCCUAGUAUUUCUCAAGGAGACGGAAAGGUGUUUCAACAGCUCUUAAGUACCAGCAAUGAGGACCGGGUGCCUCGUUUGGAUAAGACGGCACAGGGAUCACUUCUGCACUGCCAGAGGCCAAUGAGAGGGUGAGGGCCGUCGGCCUGGGAGGUGGCAGCAGCUAUUCUUCCACCACCACCUCUGAAAAGGUGGUGAUGGAAAAAGUUGGUCCCCAUGGCAACCGGGUUGGUCCAGCCCCCCUCCCGCAGGCUUCAGUCCAAAGAUCUCUUGAGGAGCCUCUCAAUCCUUAACUAGCGUUCCAGGAUGACGCCUCUCUUCCCUCUUCUCUCUCCACAGAUGGCCUGGUUGGCAUGGCGAUCGUGGGCGGCAUGGCUCUGGGCGCUGCCGGGCUGGCUGGUCUCAUCGGCUUGGCCAUCUCCAAAUCAAAACCUUAACUGGCUCAGUUAGGGUGGUGGUGGGGUCCCACCCCCCUGCCCCCUUUCGCACCCGGCCAGAGCAGCCUGGCCUUGGCAACUCACAGCUCUAACCCUGCAGGGAAAAUGAGGGACGAUUAAAAACAUGCUCGGCAGCCACUAAUCCGACCCUGAUUCCCGGACUUUCCCCUCCCCUCCUUCUGUGAGGCCAAAGUGGCCCUUUCGGUAGAAGACUGGCCAAAUAGGAACAUGGGCGCGCAUGGCUGCGGGCCCUUCUAGCUCUCAGUUGCCCCAGCCCCCUGUUGUGUAACUUCCUUUAGGUUCCUUGCCUACGCUUCACCUAUCACACGCUGACGUGAGGAAAGCACACGGGUUUCUCCCCGCUGCCUGCCUUUGCAGCCUCUCGCUUGUCGUGGGGCUUGGAGAUUUCUCUCAUCUGAGACUUAAGAUACAAAAUGCCAGGAAAGGACAUCAUUUUCAGAAGACUACAGUUGGAUUGGGUGGGGCGGGGGGAAACCCCCCCUUGUCCUGCAGUGUGCGGCUUAGCUUCUUGUUGCUGUGAACGAUGGUCGAGGAGAAGGCUUUCCGGGACAGAACCUUUCCCUCACUGUCAGACUGUGUUUUCUCUUACACUUAAUAAACACACACAUGUGCCUCCCUCUCUUCCUUCCAUCCCCCCAGUUUGCACUUCCUUUGCAUGGUGCCUCCUGAUCCUCUUAGCUCUGUAGCAGCACCGGGUUCCAUCUAGAGGAGCCUGUGGUCCUCCAUAUUUUUGUUCAACUCGCGUCAGCCGCCAACAGCAUGGGCGGCGGUCAGGGACGAUGGGAAUUGUAGUCCAGCCCCAUCACUGGAGGAACAUAGGUGCCCCCACUUCUUCUUUGGGGUCUUCCUCUGCCUAGAUAGCUAUCUUCCGUUGUCCCCUUAUUUAUUUGGUAGAGCUGGUGGGGGCUGCCAACAUGAGAAUUAGGUCACCUCUCUCGUCUCGCAACAGAUAGAGCGAGCUUCUUGGGACAUGGAGAGGAAACACAGCAGAAAAGAGGGACACUCAAAGCAGCCUUAUAUUGGAAAGUAUCUGCUUCUAAGCUGACAAGGGACGGGUUCCUUCUUUAGGUUGGCGAGUGAAGACCCCACGCCAAGCCUCUAGCGGGGCUUCCUUCGUGCAAGGUUGACGUUCCAGUCACCGUUCAGAGACUACAAAUGUAUUGAAAACACUUCUUUCCUCUUUUCUGGAAACUUAAUCUCCCUGCUCACUGAACAGGUGCUUUUAUAUGGUUUUCUAGCCUCUGACUGGCGUGAGGCAGGGAUGUGAAUAAAAAUUAAAAUACAGAUGCAAAUGAUUUUGAUUGUCUGAUUUGCGCCUCUCGCGAAGUCUGGGCCUCAGAUGUCCUUAAGGCGGUGAGCUGUUGUCCAAUCCAUCCUGUUUAUGCUGCAGGCUGCCACUGAAUUUUCUCUGUGUUUGGCCAUUUAGGAAUCAAUUAGACCAUUGGCCCAUCAGCUGCCAGCAUUGUUGAUGCUGCCUGGCAGCAGAUCUCCCAAGGUUUCAGGCAGGGAGCCUUAUCCUGGCCCUACCUGGCGAUGCCAGAGAUUGAAGCUGCAUGCAAAGCAGAUGUUCCACCACGGGAGCUCCAGCCCUUCCCCCUAUGGCCAGGGUCUCCCUCGAUAAUGAGCACCCGACAGCUUGCCUUGAACUCUGGAUCCUUGGCAGCACCGUGCGUCUUCAUUGCUGUACGACAGCUCACACCCAGGCAGCCCCAAGUGAUUUUCAGAAGUGAGCAAGAUGGCUAAUUUCACAUUGCGGAGCAGCUGAAACCUGGCUGCUGUGCAUGCAGAUGUUGUGUGCCAGCAUCCUGGCAAAUGCCUCUUGACCUAGUGAAUGCAGAGGCUACACGGUAGCCUUUGGACCGAGCCUGACAAACUGCAAUUCCCCCUCACCCUGCUGGCUGCAAGAGUUGCUGAGCAAGUGGAA
Molecule: messenger RNA, 17935 nt
Organism: Podarcis lilfordi (Lilford's wall lizard)
Lineage: Eukaryota; Metazoa; Chordata; Lepidosauria; Squamata; Lacertidae
Source: the annotation of a GenBank genome assembly